Messenger RNA from Oryza brachyantha (malo sina), 3158 nucleotides. Its product is annotated as protein CHROMATIN REMODELING 19. Gene Ontology annotation, molecular function: DNA binding; ATP-dependent chromatin remodeler activity; ATP binding. Gene Ontology annotation, cellular component: nucleus. The transcript has 12 exons. The record is from RefSeq and is a predicted model, not a curated record. Lineage: Eukaryota; Viridiplantae; Streptophyta; Magnoliopsida; Poales; Poaceae. Bases 163 to 2748 code for a protein of 861 amino acids.
AGCAUCUGUUGGCGGUCUCUUCGCGGCGGCGCUCCACUCCCCUCCUCAGGCCGCCAAAAUUUCCGACCCCUCGCCUUCUCCCCAAUUCUCGCGCUCUCCGACCACCACCUCCUCCUCCAAAACCCUAGCCCACCAGCCGCCGCAGACGGAGCCGCCGCCCCGAUGCGGCGGACCUACGAGGAGAUCUCCGACGGCGAGUGGUCGAACCACAGCUUCAAGCCUUCGCGCAUCCUCAAGCGCCCCAGCCGGAGCGCCCAGCCGGACACGCAGCCUCCCCCGCCCAUCGAUUCCUUCCGUUACAAGCCCAGGUCUUCCCCCGCCACCGCCACGAGCGCCGCCACCGUCGUCCUCUCCGACGACGACGACGAUUUCGAUCUUGGUCGAGACGAGCGGUUGCGCCGCGCCGGGAAGAGCUCCCAGGUGCUCAAUCGUCCGCAGCGUCAGCACAGCCCCCCCGCGCGUGCGCGGGCCCCUCCGUCAAUCGGGUCCUUCAGCUACAACCCUAAACCCUCGAAGGCCGCCGCCACGGUGUCGGUCUCCGACGACGACGAUGAUUUUGAUCUCGAAGACGAUGAUUUCGACCUCCCUGCUUCGAGAAAUUCGCGUCCGCGCCGCAUCACGGGUCGGCGUUUGGCAACAGCCGCUGAGUUAUCGGAGGAGGACGAUGAUUUAGAGCUUGCCGAUGAUGAUUUUGACCGCCCAGACCCAAGGCCAUCGAGGCCUCGUCGUGCCACUGCUCGCCGCUUCGUGGUUAAGGAUGACGAUGACAGCGACAGUCAUGUGGGUGCUUUGGAGGUAGAGGGGGCAGAAGCAGAGGAUGAUGAUGGUGUGAACUGGUCAGAGUUGGAGAAUGAGGAUGAUGAAGAUGGGGAUUACGGUGAGACGAGGAUGGAGGUGGGGGAUGGGGAUGUAGUGGGUAACGCGUUGCGCAAGUGCGCACGCAUUUCGGCUGAUCUGCGACAGGAGCUGUAUGGUUCAUCAACACGGAAUUGUGAGAGUUAUGCUGAGAUAGAUGAUUCCAGUGUCCGAAUUGCUACCCAGGAUGAUGUGGAUGCUGCAUGCACAAGUGAGGAUUCGGAGUUUGAGCCUUUGCUGAAGCCCUACCAGCUUGUGGGGGUCAAUUUUCUUCUUUUGUUGCACCGGAAAAGUAUCGGCGGAGCAAUUUUGGCUGAUGAAAUGGGUCUUGGUAAAACAGUCCAGGCCGUGACCUACCUUACUCUUUUGCGGCAUCUAUAUAAUGACCCAGGUCCUCAUUUGAUAGUUUGCCCAGCAUCUGUGUUGGAAAAUUGGGAAAGGGAACUUAGAAAAUGGUGUCCUUCAUUUUCGAUCAUCAUGUUUCAUGGUGCUGGAAGGGCUGCCUACUCAAAGGAGUUGAGCUCCUUAGGCAAAGCUGGUUACCCACCUCCAUUUAAUGUCCUCCUCGUUGGUUACUCUCUCUUCGAAAGACGGAGUGCUCAGCAGAAGGAUGAUCGCAAAGCACUCAAAAGAUGGCGAUGGAGUUGUGUGCUGAUGGAUGAAGCACAUGUACUGAAAGAUAAGGGUAGCUUUCGAUGGAGAAACCUUAUGGCUGUAGCACAACAUGCUCGUCAACGGCUAAUGCUAACAGGAACUCCCCUCCAAAAUGAUUUGCAUGAGCUAUGGUCAUUGUUGGAGUUCAUGAUGCCUGAUAUAUUUGCCACCGGAGAUGUUGAUCUGAAGAAACUGUUAAAUGCAGAAGACCAUGAGCUAAUUUCACGUAUAAAGUCUAUUUUAGGUCCAUUUAUUCUCAGACGCUUGAAGUCAGAUGUUAUGCAGCAACUUGUUCCAAAGAUACAACAUGUUAAUUUUGUCACCAUGGACUCAGAGCAGUUUCAAGCUUAUAAUCAUGCCAUAGAUGAAUACCGUGCUGCUUGCCAAGCUCGUAGUUUGAAAUCUACAUCCAAUUUUUCUAAUAAUGUCUCUGGAUUGAUUCCAAAGAGACAGAUAUCAAACUAUUUUAUGCAGUUCCGUAAGAUUGCGAACCAUCCUUUGCUUAUAAGGCGCUUUUACAGUGACAAAGAUGUUGAUCGAAUUGCAAGGUUACUGUAUCCUAAAGGUGCAUUUGGUUUUGAAUGUUCCUUGGAAAGAGCAACCCAAGAACUUAAGAGCUACAACGAUUUUGCUAUCCAUCAACUAUUAAUUUCAUAUGGUGAUUCUGGUACAAAGGGUGCCCUAACUGAUGAACAUGUUCUUGGAUCAGCAAAGUGUCAGGCCUUAGCUGAGAUUUUACCUUCUUUAGCAAACGAGGGCCACAGAGUUCUCAUAUUCAGCCAAUGGACAACAAUGCUUGAUAUCCUUGAAUGGACACUGGAAGUAAUAGGAGUAACAUAUAGACGUCUUGAUGGGGGCACCCCAGUAACUGAAAGGCAGACUAUAGUUGACACUUUCAAUAGUGACCGAUCUAUAUUUGCAUGUUUGCUUUCCACAAGAGCUGGAGGCCAGGGUCUGAAUUUAAUAGGGGCUGAUACAGUGAUAAUACAUGAUAUGGAUUUCAACCCCCAGAUGGAUAGGCAAGCUGAAGAUCGCUGCCAUCGCAUUGGACAACAGAAACCUGUCACUAUAUAUAGGCUAGUGACAAAGGGUUCAGUUGAUGAAAACAUAUAUGAGAUAGCAAGGAGAAAGUUAGUAUUAGAUGCUGCAAUUCUCCAGUCUGGAGCCGAAUUAGAAGAUAGCACUGAUGUACCAGAGAAGACAAUGGGAGAAAUUUUGGCAUCUCUUCUCCUGGUGUGAAUUUCUUGUCAUGGAAUGCUUGAAGGGUACAUAAUUUCACCUGAGGAUGUCUGUAACUGUCAAUCUUAUAGACUUCAUCUAAGCAAAGACACUUUUGCUUGGCCGUUCUAAUAUGCUUAGCUUGAUGGUGCUUAUUCUGCAUUGGAUCUUGAUUUGUUGCUGUCUGCCUCAUCUACCUUUUGUUCAAUAUGAAUGAGCUUGUCAACUGUGCUGCAGAGUCAUACUCCUAUUUUGUUUUGAGUGUGAUUCAGCAUAGUGACAUUGUAUUAAGCUUAAAAGAGUUGCAGAUAGGUGGUACCAAAUUUUACUGUAGAAAAAGACAAACCAGAAGUUUCAGAAAAAUAAUUAUACAUCUGUACUGCUGGAAAUUACAAGCUUGAUAUUAAUGAAAUGAGUCUUCUAACUUCUAA